GUUGCGCUCGGCGCUUGCUCCCUGGCUGGCGCUCCUCAGUCGGCCGCUGCCUGCCUGUCGCCGGGCUGGGAGCGCCUGUGUGUGUGUGAGUGACGCGGCGGAGGUGUAGUUUGACGCGGUGUGUUACGUGGGGGAGAGAAUAAAACUGCGGCGAGAUCCCAGGCGCGAACGAAAGCAGUGACGGAGCAGCCCGCAACCGGCCCUCCCGAAAGUAGAAAUGCUCAACUGGUGGUUUUGCUCCUGCUCUGGAGAGCUGUGGUGCCGCUGGGUAAAGAGAGGCCUGAGUAACUGGGCAGCACAGAGCGGUACACGAGAUUGGUAUUGUGGCUGUGGAGGUAACUAAAUGACCAUGGAAUCUGGAGCAGAGAACCAGCAGAGUGGAGAUGCAGCCGUUACAGAGGCAGAAACCCAACAGAUGACAGUACAGGCACAACCACAGAUUGCAACGUUAGCCCAGGUAUCUAUGCCAGCAGCUCACGCAACGUCUUCUGCACCCACGGUGACCUUAGUUCAGCUGCCCAAUGGGCAGACAGUUCAAGUGCACGGCGUAAUUCAGGCUGCCCAGCCAUCAGUUAUUCAGUCUCCACAGGUCCAGACAGUUCAGAUCUCAACUAUAGCAGAAAGUGAAGACUCACAGGAAUCAGUGGACAGUGUCACAGACUCACAGAAACGGAGAGAAAUCCUUUCCAGACGACCCUCCUACAGAAAAAUUUUGAAUGACUUGUCCUCAGACGCCCCAGGAGUGCCAAGGAUCGAAGAGGAAAAGUCUGAAGAGGAAACAGCAGCACCUGCCAUUGCCACUGUUACGGUGCCAACUCCCAUUUACCAAACCAGCAGUGGGCAGUACAUUGCUAUUACACAAGGAGGAGCAAUUCAGUUGUCUAACAAUGGCACAGAUGGAGUACAAGGUCUCCAGACGUUGACUAUGACCAAUGCAGCCGCAACACAACCUGGCACUACCAUUUUACAAUAUGCACAGACCACAGAUGGGCAACAGAUACUUGUACCCAGCAACCAAGUUGUCGUACAAGCUGCCUCAGGAGAUGUGCAGACGUACCAGAUUCGCACCGCCCCUACCAGCACCAUUGCACCUGGAGUAGUCAUGGCAUCAUCUCCAGCACUUCCAACCCAGCCAGCAGAAGAGGCCGCACGGAAGAGAGAAGUGCGUCUAAUGAAGAACAGAGAGGCAGCACGUGAAUGUCGCAGAAAGAAGAAAGAAUAUGUCAAAUGUCUUGAAAAUCGUGUGGCUGUGCUUGAAAACCAAAACAAGACUCUCAUUGAGGAGUUGAAAGCACUUAAAGACCUUUACUGCCACAAAUCAGAUUAAUUUUGGAUUCCCAUUUUCACUUGUCCAGGUGGGAUGAGAGACUGGUUCUGGCUAUACCCAGAAAGACAAAGUAAACUUUUUAUUUUCUAAACAUUUCUUUUUUUCUAUGCGCAAAACUGCCUGAAGCAACUACAGAUUAUACUUCGUCUGUGCUUUGCAUCAAACUGUGAAUGUUCAAAUACUUGCCUCCACUCUUCCCCCUACAAGAUUAUUUUCAUCGUCAAAUAAUCUCAGCGUGAAGAACAGGCUUCUUUCUCAUCUCCCAUCCUCUUCAAGGAGUUAAGAUGGUCACUUGGGAAGUUACUGCGAGGGGGAUCCUUUCGUAAUGAUGUCAAGAAUUUGUGCUGAGCUCUUUCCAUUGCCUUAGAGACAGAACUACCCCAGCCUCUUGACCCAGAGAGCUUUGGGCCACAUACGUGAAGCAUGCAUGCUGCAAUGAAGAAGCAGUGGUUGCCAAAGUGGUUUCUCAUGCUUAUUUUAAGCUAUAAAAAAUGUGUCUAGGUGGCAUGCCAAAUGAAAGGCACUUCACAGUCACAUUCUGCGUGUGGAGCUAAAAUACCUUUUUAAACUAUCCCAGGAGGGGUUCUUAUACAUAAUCUACAUCACCAGUCCCUCCUGAGCUAGUGAAAACUCCAUACCGCAGACACAAAUGGAUUGAAAUAAGCUUCACUGUUCAGUUGUUGCUUCUUGAAGCGUAUGUGUGCAAAUGUGUUCAGCGUUCUGAAAGAGCAAAAAGAAAACAUUGACCUCAUACGUUACUGGUUGGCAAACAAUAUUUGAAUGGGAAAGGAAUCAGAAUAAAAAAAGGUACAAGUGUGAUGUUUAGUAAACAGUCACAUAAUAAGGCUAACACAUGAAAGCACUGCCUGUUUAUAUGCAGAACAACUAAGCAGUUGAAGCAUGGCCAACUCCACGUACAUACUCCCUGACGACAGUAUAGUUUGUCUCAUGUCCUCUUAAUCAAUCAUGUAUUUCUAUUUCCCUACCACUAUCGUAUGUAAUGGAACUUAUUGAAUUUGAUAGAAGCAUUGUUCUGGUUUACUAAUUAUUUUUCAAAUUUGGGAGAUACUUUCCAUGCGUAAAUUAAACUGCAGUGUGGUAACUGCCAGGACAACCUCAAAUAUUGAAGAGGACCUCAGACACAAAUAUUCCAACUGGCUUCUGCUUCUCAGGGGACAAUAUUAAUUAUUUGAACUUGCCUGGGCUAAAUUGAUUCUUAAUUUAUUGAGAGGAAUUCGUCAUGCGGAAGGUCGGAUUUAUCAAGUUGUUUGUUUGUGUAAGUAGAACUACUUACCUGCCUCAGACUUUUGCAAGAUCAAACUUCUUGUGUGUACUGAGGAAACACGUUUCUGGAUUUACACUGUUAAAAAAAUAGAUCUUGUUAAAAACAAUACUGUAAUCAGCAUUAGGACUUCCAUUAUGUGUCAAAAAGAAUCACUCUCUGUUUCUUUCCUGGCCCCCUGGAGCCAGGAUCUUCAUAUAUUAACUUGAGUCAUUUGAUGGAGUAAGUUUACUGUGGGCCUCUGGUCCAACUUCUACAUUUAGAGACGUAUGGAUAAGAUUCCAGUCCAUACUAAUGCCUUGCCUAGCAAAGUGUUAGCUUAUAUUUUUUUCCCCAUUCACUCUAUCUGUUUUUAAGAUAAAUUUCAGAGUUGAAUUUCUGAAAGGAUAUAUAAUCAGCGUGACACUGAAAGAACAUUUGCAAGACUCUUGGCAGUUGAGUCUCAAACAACUAAGCAGUAUUAAAAGUUGUACUUUUCUCAUUUGAGAGGGCAUUCAGUUUCCAAGAGACUUUUAAAGGAGCAGGGUUAAACUUGUAGCAUUAUUGUUAAAUCUAGAGUUAUCAAUAAUUUCAGAUUAUUUGUAUUUCAAAUAAGUGAUCAUGUGUAUCAGAUUUUGAAAGAAUUCAUUUUCAAAUUAAGUUUUGAGGGGGUUUAUAAAUGGUCUAUUUUUGUCUGCCAUAGAAAACUGAUUUUCAUGUUUUUAUUUAAUGGAAGAUGAAUUUAUUACUUUAGCAAUACACAUUUAAAGAAGACCCUAAAUUCUCAGCCUCGCUUACCUAAAAAUUGUCUGAUUCUUAAAGCCAGAAAACACAUCAUUUGUGGCAGUUUACAGUUCUUCAGAACUAACAAUAGAAACGUUGGCGAGGCAGGAAUAGUUCUCAUCAAAUAUGUAAGCUUAUGAUGGCUUAAUUGAGCUACACAGAAUGGUUCCUCCAGCUUUGAGAACUGUGUAAAAGGCCAUGAGUGCCUGUGUUAAGGCUGUUUGUUUUGCAGAACCACCUGCAUGCAAAAGCUCGAGGUUCUGUACUGAACCUCUGUGAGACUAUCUGGGAGCUGGGGGAUGCUCCUAGCUGUGGCCGUGGGCACUUGUGGGCAGUCUCAGCUCAGAGCCUUGCAGCUGCAUGGACCAGGAGCCCACAGUUGGACCUGGAUCUGCUGCUUCUGUUACAUGGCUGAACCAAAUCUGUGUGGCAGUGAGAGGAGAACUGCAUUGCCCAUCUGUCUGUGUGUGGUCUGUGAGUAGUCUAUCGUGUCAUUACUGAAGAUGGCAGAAGCAACAUUUCACUGAGAAAAAGAAUGUUAUUUUAAAGUACAUAGGCAUCUCCAAGAAUCUUCAUUUAUGCUGCACUGAGGAUUUAAGGACUUGAAUUUCUUAAACAGAAAUUUUAAUGAUAAUAAUGAAAAAUGCAUUAGGCAGAGUACAGGUCUGGCUAGGGUUACCUGUACAUGCUUUACUAUUAAUAGUGACCCAAAAGAGAAAAUAAUACAAUUUAGGCAUUUGCUGAUGUGUUACUUACCAAGCAGCGAGGUUGGGGUGAUCAGCUUCUCUAAACUAAGGCCAUUUGGAAACAGGACAGCAGUAGUACCGGCAGGGGGAAGGUUAGUUUUAUAUCUCACAGUUGUGAGUUUUCUUGAACUGAUAGCCUGUUUUACCUGAGGAGAGGGUUAGAAAGGGCUAGAUCCAUUAUGUUCAUAAUAAACAAGAAUUGAUUUGAAAUAUAAUUUUUGUAAUGUCAUUAUUUUGCAAAACUACAGCACCAGUCAGGCAGUUAAGAUAUUGUCAGAGGUGCUCUUUUAAUUUAGAUAUUCUUGGAAAAUACAUAUGUAUAAUAUAUGUACAUAUAUAUAUAUAUACACACAGUAUAUAAUCUACAGCUCUGAGAGCUUUUAAGUCAGGAAUGCUGAGUAUUAUAGUAUAUGGAGGUCAGAAAAAAUUUUUACUUCUGUGUGUGUCUGGGUGUGUGUGUGGGUGUGUGCGUGUGUGCGAAAGCCUCCCCCUGCCCAGUGCCGCUGGGCUGCAUUAUUCUAGCGCUUAUUACUGAUUUGUUUUGUGCUGUUUCUCAGUUAUCCAUUUUUGAGAAUUGUAUUUCAUUUUUCAUGGCUUUUGUGAGUUGGUUUGUUUUUAUCUUCUUUUUUUUUUUGACAGAGAUUUUUGAAAUGAUGUAAACAGUUGUUUUACAACAGCCACCGCCCCCCAGAAUAACUCACUUUUGUGCUUUUUCUCUUUGGCAGCUAUAUAUCAAAGGCAAAACAAUUGGAAUGGUUGUUGAGGUGUUGCUUUUUAAAGGAACCACUGGUAAGACUUCUGUUUUCGUCCUAGAGUAGCAGCAGUGCAUUUGUAUGUAAGCAGCAAUUUCACCAGAUCAGGUAGUUGCUGGCACCAUUGCUUGUAUCUGAAAGCACAAUUGUAGCCUGUCACACUGUCAGGACUGUACAGACUCCUGUAGGUUCUGGCUCUCCUGUAGGUCAUGUUUAUGUUGCAGACCACUAUCUUCCCUGGUACUUUACAUUGAUCAGAAAACCCGUGGGGCACUUGGAAUCGUUAAGAGGCUCAGGAAAAAAAAAGUUAGAUUAAAUAAGGAAAACAGCCCUGAUAGUUUCUGAUCACAAUUGUACUACAGUCUUGUUUUGGUUUUUAAAUCUGGGCUUCCAGCUGCAAGUCAUUAUCUGAGCAAAAACUGGCCUCUGCCUUUUUAUUAUGUUAGACAGAGAGCCAGUGCUUUUUGUGAGCUAAAGACUGGUCUCUGCAUCACAGCAAGUUCAUUAUCAGUGGUUGCAAAUGCAUGACAACUCAUAGGGGAUGUCAUUGGUUUUCUAAGACCCUGUUUUUAUUGUCAUUUUUUACCCUGAAGGUGGUUAGUGAUGUCACAUUUGCCAAUGAUCUAACCAAAAGGUCAUGUAUUUAUUUUUGUUACACGAUAUCCUUUGUAAAUGUUUAAUUAAAAUGUGCACUUUUAAAAUAAAUAAUAAUAAUAAUAAAAAAGCAUAGAAAAAAAGAAAAAAAAGAAAAAUUGGGUUUGCUUAAGAAGCUCCCAGGCACAACUGCUGCAACCCCACUGCCUGCACACAAUUCACUCCUCUCCCCACAGCAGCUGGCUCUUUCACCAGUGUAACUUGCUGAUGAGCACCUGGCUUCCAGCAGGCACUGUUUCAAACUGGCAGGAGAUGUGAGCGGGUGGUACUGAAGAUGGCAAAGAAUUAAGUGUGUGGUGCCACAGAGCAGUAGGUACAGGAUGGAUGCGUGAAAGGUGGAAUAAUACAAAAGAUGGUAAUAAUACAAGAAGGAUAGUGAUAGACAUCCAAAGGGUUAUCUAUAGGAAAAACUCACCAAUAUGGAUGCCUUCAGUCUGGCUGGAAAAUGCUGAGGCUGGUUAUCCAAUCUCCACAGAAGAGCAGUCACAAAGAGAUGCUGCCUUAGUGGUGGUCAGCCCUUAAAUGAGGUCUAGGAGAGGUGGAGUCAAUCUCUAUCCCUUCCGGGAGCACAACUGAAUUACCUUCACCUGUGCUCCCACAGCUGACCGACACUUGCCUCAGCUGAUUAAUCAGAGGUUCAGGCUGUGAUGACCAGUUUCUCAUACAAUGUGGCAUUAUUUUAGACAGUAUAGAACUGGUUCAGUGAUCCCAGGCGAGAAAGGGAUAAGUCAGAAGGCAAGCCCAACUCUUUCUCAGCUUCUUUGUUCCCCUUCUCUUAAUUUGAGAUCUAGCUGUGCAUUUUAAAAGCUGCAUUCCAAGAAAAUAAAUCAAAACGCUUUAUAAUUCUUUGACACCGGGAAUUAAAGGUAUGCUGACAGUGUGUCAGCUUGCUUUAGAAGAAAAAAAGCACAACUAAUUUUUGCAGAAAUUAUGAACAUUUAGCUAUAAUCCUGAAAUCUGUCACAGUGAGCAGGUUUUAAAAGCAUACAGUACUUUCAUGGUUCUAAUGUACUGUGCCUGCGAACUCAUUUCCCUGAGCUUUUGUGUUUGCUGUAAAAGACUGAUUUUGCAGAAACCUGAACAUAUCGUGAAGCUCGGUCUGUGAGGAGCUGGGCUGAUGACGAGAAAUAGGAUGCUGAAAUCCUAUCUGCUGUGGCAGGUUCGGUGUUGUGGAUGGACACGGCUUAAGUCUGUGCAUCUUUUAGGGAUAAGGACCAGAUCCAGGUGGUAAGGGGGGGUUACAUUUUAAGUGUUUUGUCUUGGAAUGUACUUUUUACAUGUAUUUAAGCUCUGUCCUGCAAAGUGACUUGCUCUGGCUACUUUGUGUAGCACAAAUUGAGGACACUGUCUUGUUCUGGUGCUACAAGUGCAGUCCUUGGCUUGUGCUCCACAGUGGUGAGUCUAGGUCUCACUUUCACCAGCAAGGAGGAGGAACAGCCAGCCGUCCUCAGGAGCUGUGUGCUGACAGGGAAAGGGCCAGGGAGCAGCCGUAGUGAUCCAUGGUUAGUGCUCCUCUGUAAGCUGAGCCUUGGCUAUACUCAUUGCUCGGGAGCAGUCAGUUCACUGAGUCUCAGCCUCAACUCUAUUUCUUUCUCUAAAUUAGAGAAUAACUGAGUUGAGAGCAAGGGGAAGGUAGGCCUUGAGCUGGUCAGUUGUCUGGAAAUGGCCACCAUUAAGAACUGAGGGUAAAUGGAUGCUUUCCACAGGCUGUGUUUUAUCCAGGUGCCACUCCAUUUUUAUUUUUUAUUUUUAUUUUUUGUGCGUGUGUGUGUGUGUAAUAACAUUUAUUUAUAUUAAAACAUAAAGUUUAAAAAUUCUGAACUGCGAGUGUGUAUGAGACUUAUUGCUGUGCUGCUGAUAUGGACUUCUAUGGAUGUGAUGGGGAACAGGGCAAAAAGAGGUGCUAGUUGGCAGCCAGCCCCUCCACAGGCUUGUCCACAGAUCGGUUGUUCGCUUCAAAAAUGAGUUUCUGGUUGUCUGGAUUUAUAAUUUAAAAUUGUUUUGGAACAGUGUUUUCAGGGAAGCUUCCAGAGCAAGAGUUAUUGUUCUCCCUUUGUAACGUAUGCUGGAAAGAGCAACUUCACCUCAUCUGCAUUUCUGGUUCUUUACCCAAACCAUGUCAGCACAGAACAGGGUAUUUGAGCUCAACUCCCACGUACUUGUGGAAGUUAAAAGACUGAAAGAAAAUCCAUUGUUGGGGGGAAAUAAAUCCUUGUUUACCUUUCCCCAAAGACCUAAAAACAUCCCUGUUGUGUUUUUGUUUUUGUUUUUUUUACUUUUUUUUUUUGUGCUUUAUCUGUGUUUAAAAAAAAAAAGAAAAAAAAAAAAAGCUGUACUGGGUUAUGCAUUUUAUUAACACUAUGUACAUAUUAGCUGCUUUAUGUUUCAGAAUGGUAGUAAUUGCUUUGUAUAUUAAAGUGAUUCUUGUGAA
This is a messenger RNA of Coturnix japonica (Japanese quail), 7954 nucleotides long. The record is from RefSeq and is a predicted model, not a curated record. NCBI's taxonomy places the organism in Eukaryota, Metazoa, Chordata, Aves, Galliformes, Phasianidae.